AUGAAGAACAGUGAGAUGAGACCUCCAGGAACAGCACCAUUACCAGAAGCCCAUAAGGCUGAACAAGAAAAGAAAGAUCCCAAAGAAAGCAACCACGUCUAUAAUGAGAGAAGAACACACGGCAGAGGCCGUGGUGGAUACAAGGGACGUGGUAGCCGUGACAAUUACACAUAUGGCCGUGGAUAUGGAAACCACAAUAACCAUGGUCGUGGUCCCAACUAUGGCUGUGGAAGAGCCACUUUUGGCCCAAGUCGAGGCGAGAGCCUUAAGGACAAGAACCCAGAAGCUCAUAUGGUUCACGACAAUGGGUAUGAUGCUGAUGAUUUCGACCACGAAAAGGAUGAUCUUAUGGAUCAUGAGACAUCAGAUUGUCUUAAAGACUAA
Brassica oleracea var. oleracea is the source of this 384-nucleotide messenger RNA. RefSeq lists its product as uncharacterized. The record is from RefSeq and is a predicted model, not a curated record. NCBI's taxonomy places the organism in Eukaryota, Viridiplantae, Streptophyta, Magnoliopsida, Brassicales, Brassicaceae. The transcript has 2 exons. Bases 1 to 384 code for a protein of 127 amino acids.